AUCGCCAUUUAUUCGACGCUCUCGAACACCGUCGACGUGACGAACUUAUAGAAUCCCCUAUCACAACCUUACAAGGUCAAAACAGUUCUACCUCCCCUCCAAAAAAAAAAACAUUUAUUUAUUAGUAUAUAUCGAUUAUUAUUAUUAUUAAUAUUAUUAUUUAUCCUCUGAUUAUCAACCCUAGAGUAUUUUAAUGGCAUCCACGGCCUUUACGGUUCGAGUGCCCUCUCGCGUGCUCCUUCGAAUCCGCGGGGCCGAGGCCCACGAUCUUUUGCAGGGCCUUUUCACUAACGACCUGCGCGAGCUGCGCCCCGGGGGUAGUUUGUGGGGCUGUUUUCUCUUCUUCACCGGGCGGGUGAUGUGCGAUGCCUAUCUCUACCAAUCACGCCAUUUACACCUCGGGCAGGCCUCCAUUUUGGUCGAGAUCCAUCGCGGCUGUCGAGACCACCUCCUCGAGCAUCUUCGCGAGAUGCGGCUGCGGAAAAAAGUCCAAAUCGACGACGUCUCCAACGAGUUGAGCGUGUUCGCGUCGUUUGGACCUGAGGAUGGGAGGGGCGAGGACCUUCGCGGUGGGAUUUCGCCCGAUCCGACGGCGGGGAAGGAUGGUUUGGAUUCCUUUACCCUCCUCGAGGCCAACGCGGAGAGGUUUGACGACCCCCGCCAGUUUGCGCUGUCCAGCGGGGAAAAUUCCGCCUCAUCGUCGUUUGGGUUAAUCAAGACGAUUAUUUCGGAAUCCUGGGCACCUCGCACCACCCUUUGCGGGGAUGUUUACACUCAAUUGCUGCUUUCAAAUGGGAUCGGGGAGGGUCCGGAGGUGUUUAAAUUCAACAAAACCUUCCCGUUCGAAGCCAACGUUGACUUUCUUCACGGCGUUUCUUUUCACAAAGGCUGCUAUUUAGGCCAGGAGCUCACCCACCGAACCCACGUCAUGUUGGUGACCCGCAAACGCAAUGUCCCGUUGGUCUUUCCCACCGUGAAAGAUUCCCCGCUUUCGUCCUCACUCGAGGAUGGGCUUUAUAGUUCCGAGAAGGAAAAAGUUGGGGAGAUCACCACUGUCAGUGGGGGCUACGGGCUGGGUUUGAUUCGUAUGAAAUACGUCGAUAAAGAGCGCAAGAUAAUUCCCGGGUUGUCGUUAAAGGACGGAACACCGGUAGAGAUGUCGAUUCCGUCGUGGUGGCCUCAAAAGGAAGUGAAAAAAAUGCUAAAAGGUAACUAA
This is a messenger RNA of Phytomonas sp. Hart1, 1216 nucleotides long. The record is from the annotation of a GenBank genome assembly. NCBI's taxonomy places the organism in Eukaryota, Euglenozoa, Kinetoplastea, Trypanosomatida, Trypanosomatidae.